Messenger RNA from Trichomycterus rosablanca, 5075 nucleotides. It is a transcript of the gene arap2, whose product is annotated as ArfGAP with RhoGAP domain, ankyrin repeat and PH domain 2. The coding region runs from base 1 to 4995 and encodes 1664 amino acids. The transcript is spliced from 32 exons. Lineage: Eukaryota; Metazoa; Chordata; Actinopteri; Siluriformes; Trichomycteridae. Gene Ontology annotation, molecular function: phosphatidylinositol-3,4,5-trisphosphate binding; GTPase activator activity; protein binding. Gene Ontology annotation, biological process: positive regulation of GTPase activity; signal transduction. The record is from RefSeq and is a predicted model, not a curated record. Gene Ontology annotation, cellular component: cytoplasm.
AUGGCCAGUGAAGAUUUAGAUGGCUCCCCUCCCUCCUUUCACCUAGACCCACAUGAGGAGAUCUCUCUCUGGCUCUCCAGCCUUCACCUGUCUCAGUAUGCCUCCAGCUUUGCUCAGGCAGGGUACCACAUCCUGGCAGACUGCAGGGGACUAACUGAGGAGAAGCUUCUGCAAGUGGGUCACUUCCCCACUGGGCAUCGGCGGAGAAUCUUGAACAGCCUUGGGGUCCCCACGGUGGGGGACGAAAAUAAAGAAGUAUCUGAAAAGGCUCAAGAAAGGAGGAAACCUGUUCCUUUUCCUAGAACUAUUUUCAAGGACAAAAAGAGUGUAACCUCUGCUCAAGGUCCUGAGACAGGCAACACUGGGGAAAAGCAAAAUUUGGCUGAAAACCAAAGUCUUGCAAAGAAGGUCAGUUCAGGAGGACAGCUAACAGAUUUUUCUUCUACUGUUUUCCAAACACUGCCAAGCAGUCAAGGCAAAACUGCCUCCUCAGACUUGAGCUCUGUGUCAUGGCACAGUAGCAACGAUUCAGUACAACAUACUUCCCUCUUACUACACACUGAAUGUAACUUCUCAGAGGAACUCACCUCGCUUUCAUCAGAGCCAGGUACAAAAGAAGACUUCCUCUUAGAAGGUUGCACUGAGGGCUUCCAAGGUGUGAUGGUGGACAAUGAUAUAUAUGAAAGUGCCGCCAUUUUUACAGCUGCUGCUGCAAGGUCCACGCGCUCCUAUAGGUUACGUCACAGGCCUGUGCCAGAGAUCCCAGAACACACCACCCUGCCACCAACAGACUGGAGUGUUUCUGCAAAAUCCAACUUGGAGCAGCACAGCAGCACAGAAGGUCCCAGUAGUGUCAGACAAAAAGCCACUCUUCAAAGAACUAUUAGUCCCUAUGGCGAGGUGUACCUCUGCAACAACGAUGCAAAAACCAAACAAUGUGUGGGUGAAAAGGAAAUGCUCAGCGAAGAAGCAAAGGAGAAGCAGAAACAGAAAAAGUUGAGGAAGCUGCAAGAAGAGCAGAAAGAGAAGCAGGGUGAGAACAUGUGUAGGCGAGGCAUUUCUAAACAAUGCACCCCUGGCUGCCACAAUGAUAAUGAGAAUGAUGAUGAUGAAGAUGAUGAUUACUCUCUGCUUCAGCCAUGUUUGUCUAGUUCUGAACCAACCAAUGAGAAUUUCUCAAACUCAGCUAAAUCUGUAAAGUCCCUCCCAGAGACUGCACCAUCGUUAACAGGAGUUGAUCCACACAUUGGAGGGAUCUACAGUGAGCCAUCGGAUGCUCUGUCUGGCCUGGUGCGACACACUCGUCCCAUCCACAGUGAAACUGACAUAUCGCCUUAUGCCUGCUUCUACAAACACCCUGAAGAUUUUGUCAAAAUGGGCUGGUUGGACAAACUCUCUCCUCAAGGAAACCGUGUUUUUCAGAGAAGGUGGAUCAAGUUUGAUGGGGAAAAUCUCACUUACUAUAACAAUGAAAAGGAGAUGUACUCUAAAGGCCUGGUCCAUCUCUCUGCUGUUAAGCAGCUGCGAUCGGUGGGAGAAAAUAAAUUUGAGGUAGUCACAGCGGGAAGAACUUUUGUUUUUCGAGCUGAAAAAGAAGGAGAGCGUCAGGAAUGGCUGGAGGUGCUGCAGGCUGCUCUGAAGUCCCGCGUCUCUGUUUUGCAAACACCCUGUAAACGCAGCUCCAGCAAGUGCGGCUACGUGGAGCUCCGCGGACACAAAGGCAAAGUCUACCUCAGCCUCAUGGGAACCAAAAUCCGAAUCUGCAAAACAGACCAGGACUUUAACUCUGGCCUGGCCAUCACCAUGGUCGAUCUAACUGCAGCAUGCAUCAAACACGUGGACCGCCGAGGCUUUGAGAUCAACACUCCUUUUAAAUCCUUUUGUUUCACGGCUGAGUCGGAACAUGAGAGGGAGGAGUGGAUCGAGGCUGUGCAGGAAUCAAUCGUUGAAACGCUGUCCAAUUAUGAAGUGGCUGAGAAGAUUUGGUUUAACCAGUCAAACAGAGGCUGCGCUGACUGUCGAGCUCCCAACCCCGAGUGGGCCUCUAUUAACCUCGGAGUGGUCAUCUGUAAAAUGUGUGCAGGUCAGCAUCGGUUUCUGGGCUCUGGUAUCUCACAGGUCAGGAGUCUAAAGUUGGACAGCAGUGUUUGGACCAAUGAACUGGUAGAGUUUUUUCUGGAAGUUGGAAAUGAAAAUGCCAACCGUUUUUGGGCUGCCAAUCUGCCACCAGAGGAGGAGAUUCACAUGGGGUCAUCACCUGAGCAGCGGGCCACCUUUCACAGGCGGAAGUACAAAGAGAGAAAAUACAGGAGAGUUCUGGAGGGGUUUAAAAGCCAGGAGGAGCUCAACAAGGCUCUGUGUGAUGCAGUUCUUCAACCUGAUGUCCUGUUGACUAUGGCACUGGUGUUUAGUGGGGCAGAUGUGAUGUGUGCUACAGGACACCCCGAUUAUUCUACUCCUUACCUGCUUGCUCAGAAAGGAGGCCAGAGGCUACAGAUGGAGUUCCUCUAUCACAACCAGCUCUCAGAAUUUGCAAAGCUGGAAAUGGUAGGUGAUAGUGGUUUUCCUGUAGACGUUUCUUCUUUCAUGGAUGGAUUUCUCUACUGUUCAGCAAAUAUGCUCAAGAGCACACUGGAUAGAAAAGGAAAAGAUGACAUGGUUCGGCGCUGGUGCACUCUGGAGGGUGGGUACAUCAGUUACUAUGAUGGUGAAAAGAGUGCUGCACCGAUUGGGAGAGUGGAGAUUGGUGAGAUGGUGAGCGUGCCAAUCAACAACACGGAGACUAUGACAGGAGCAGGGGCGGUGUUCACCUUUGAAAUUUACCUGCAGUCAGAGAAAAUUAUCUUAUUUGGUGCACAGACCUCAGAGUCACAGAGGGCCUGGAUUCAUGCUAUCAUUAAGUGUUUUACAACUGCGAGAGUUGAGUCUUUGUUAAAGAAAGACUGUGAGCUUAUUGGCCGUUUGUACUAUAAGGAGGGUCAUGAUCUUUAUCACUGGAGAAGAGGUUGGUUUUCUUUGGUCGGCUCAGAACUUUUCUUCUGUCCUGAGGCUGAGUCUAUGACCGAGGCAGUCAUACAACUCAAACGGCUUCAGGAACUAACUGUUUCAGUUCAUUCAGAAGGGGAGGAGAAGAUUCAGGUUCUGCUCAUGGUUGAAAGUGGCAGAACUAUCUACAUUCACGGCUUCACUAAACAGGACUUUGCUCUAUGGCACUCGGCUAUCCAGUUAGCCGCUGGCAGAGAUGGCAGGGCACUAAGCAACCAGCAGCUGACUAAAAACGACAUCCCUAUUAUUAUUGACAGCUGUAUAGCCUUUGUCACCCAAUAUGGUUUGUGCCAUCAAGGCAUCUACCAGAAAAAUGGUGAUCCGAAACGUGUAGCUCAGCUGUUGGACGAGUUCACCAGCGAUGCUAGAAAUGUCAAGCUUCGGAUUCAGGACCAUCGAUUAGAGGACGUCACUGAUACACUAAAAAGCUUUUUAACAAACUGUGAGGAUGCCUUAUUAGCCAAAGAGCUCUAUCCCUACUGGAUUUCUGCUCUUGAUCUGAAGAAUGAGAAGGACAGAGUUGAAAAGUACUCAACCUAUAUUCAGAGCUUACCCAAAAUCAACAGAUCAACUCUGGCUGCAUUACUCCAGCAUCUGUACAGGAUCCAGAGCUGCUCUCACAUUAACCAGAUGAAGACUCAGAGUCUGGCAUGUGUGUUCUCAUCCUGUCUCUUUCAGACAGGUGGACAUACACUCCAGGAGAUGGGUGUUGUGGAAGACCUCAUCAACAACUAUAUCCAGCUCUUCUCUCUUAAUGAGGAGCAAGUCAGACAAAUGGAGCGAGAGAACAGCUUUAUCACAAGGUGGAAGGACACUACAUUCUCUCCAGCAGGGGACUUAAUCUUUGAGGUCUACCUGGAGAAAAAAGAGCCAGAAAGAUGCUGUUUAACCAAGGUCUCCCCCAUGAUGUGUUCGGAUGAGCUGACAAAUAGCACUCUGGAGAUGAAGGGUAUAGUGCCAGGCCUUCAUGACCUCUGGACCUUGGUUGAGGUCAUUGAGACAGGAGAAUUAGAACGUCCAUUACACUACAAAGAGAAGAUUUUGGAGCAGGUUUUAGAAUGGAGCACUUUGGAGGAUCCCAGCUCAGCUUUCCUACUUAUCAAAAAAUAUCCUGGAUCCAGAAUGUCUCAUCACAAUUCAGAUGACCAAAAAGAGUUCAGUAAAGGAGAGCAUCUGAAGUUUAAAGACGCCACCUCCAAACUGCUCUCAGGUCAUAAGUUUCAGGACAAAUACCUCGUUCUGCGGGACAAGAAGCUUCUACUGUACAAAGAUGCAAAGAGUGCAAAGCCAGAGAAAGAGGUUCCUGUGGAGUCAGUGAAAUGUUAUUUAGGUGUAAGGAAAAAGAUGAAACCCUCAAGCAGUUGGGGUUUUACUGUCUACAUGCAAAAACAGCAAUGGUAUUUUUGCUGUGAGGGAAAAGAUUCACAGCUGGAUUGGGUCACAGCUAUUAUCAGAAGCAAGCAUCAAGCAGACUUAUGGCCUGAAUUCAAAGCAAAAAGCAAGUCUUCAGAUCAGCAGAGCAGCAGAGAGCGUGGUUCAUCUCACCAGGGUUCAGAGAGUGCAGCAUUCAAACACAGCAAAGAGGAUAACAAGAAACUGGCCGUGAAUAUCACUUCUGACAUGGUGAAGUCUAGGAACUCUGAGGAAUGUGAUUAUAAACAAAGACUCGUAUUGCUGGAGAACUGUAUAAAGCAGAAGAAUAAAAAAACUGACCCUGUAUCGGGACCCCAAGUAGCUGCUAGUGGAGGAUAUAAUCCAUUACAAAGACAGAGAAUGGAUGUUGUCGGAUCACUGGAGACUGGAGAGUUUAUAUCCUCAAACAAUUAUUCCAAACCCCCACAGAAAAAAGCUAUGCUAGAAGCUGCUACUGUCCAAAUGCCUCAAAGUCUUCUCAAUGAACUGAGUACUGUCCUUUCCCAAACUGGACGGAGACCUAGAGAUGAAAGCUGAGUGGUAACAAACAAAAAAGUGGAAGAUAUUUCCAGUUGUAUUCCACUCAUUUCAUGACUCUGAACUCUCAAUAUACACGA